Molecule: messenger RNA, 1293 nt
Organism: Geodia barretti
Lineage: Eukaryota; Metazoa; Porifera; Demospongiae; Tetractinellida; Geodiidae
Source: the annotation of a GenBank genome assembly
AUGUUUGACAAUCUGACGGAACGGCUUACCGGCAUAUUCAACCGGCUGUCCAGCAAGGGGCGGCUGACGGACAAGGACAUCGACGAGGCGCUGUCGCUGGUGCGGCGGUCGCUGCUGGAAGCCGACGUCAACUUCCGCGUUGCCCGCGACUUUGUGGCCCGAAUCAAAGAGCGAGCCCAGGGCGCCGAGGUGCUGGAAAGCCUGACGCCGGGACAGCAGGUGGUCAAGAUCGUCCACGAGGAACUCACCGAUCUCCUGGGCGGAGGAUCGGCUGGCUCGGGACGUCCCGGAAUCACCCUGUCCAGCCAGCCCGUCUCGGCCCUGAUGCUGCGCAAGCAGGGGCACCGCUCUCUUCUCAUCGCUGCCGACCUGCGCCGGCCCGCAGCCAUCCAGCAGCUGGAGACGCUGGGCAAGCAACUGGACAUUCCGGUCUACUCGGAGGAUCCAGGAUCGUCCAACGCCGUCCGGGUAGCCCGCAAUGGACUGGCCAGAGCCGCUGAGCUGGGCGUCAACUGGGCCAUCGUGGAUACCGGUGGCCGCCUGCAGAUUGACGACGAACUGAUGGAGGAACUGGAAGAGAUCCGGGACGCCGUCAGUCCGCACGAAACGCUGCUGGUUGUGGACGCAAUGACCGGCCAGGACGCGGUCAACACCGCCGAGGGCUUUCACCAGAAGGUGGGGCUCACCGGCCUGAUUAUGAGCAAGAUGGACGGCGACGCCCGCGGCGGGGCAGCGCUGUCCAUAACACGGGUAACCGGCGUGCCCAUCAAAUACAUGGGUGUGGGAGAGCGUCCAGAUGGGCUGGAGGUUUUCCACCCGGACCGGCUGGCCUCUCGUAUCCUGGCCAUGGGCGACGUGUUGACGCUGAUCGAGCGGGCACAGGAGGCCGUCGAUGAGAAUAAGGCCAAGGAAAUGGAGCGGAAGAUCCGCCAGGCCAGCUUCGACCUGAACGACUUCCUGGACCAGCUUCAGAGCGUCAAGAAAAUGGGCUCAAUGGACCAGCUGAUCGAUAUGAUCCCGGGAAUGGGGAGUUCCACUCGAAAGAUGAUGGCCGGCGAUCUCGACGAGUCCAAGUUGCGGCGGAUAGAGGCGAUAAUCCACUCGAUGACGCCCGACGAGCGACAGCGCCCGGACAUCAUCAAACGGCAGCCGCCGUCGCCGGAUUUCCCGGGGCAGCGGCACUACGCCACAGGACAUCAACCAGCUACUCAACCAGUUCAAGCAAACCCAGAAACUGGUCCGCCAGAUGUCCCGCUCCCGCAAUCCUGCCAACCUGAUGAAGAUGUUCAGCCG